Pectinophora gossypiella (pink bollworm) is the source of this 1763-nucleotide messenger RNA. RefSeq lists its product as uncharacterized. Bases 159 to 1595 code for a protein of 478 amino acids. The transcript is spliced from 7 exons. The record is from RefSeq and is a predicted model, not a curated record. Lineage: Eukaryota; Metazoa; Arthropoda; Insecta; Lepidoptera; Gelechiidae.
GACUGGUUUGUUCAGUUCGACGACGGCAUAAAUAAUUACGAAGUCGUGAUACGUGUUUGUUUUGUUGUUUACAUUUAAGAUUUCCAUUAAAAUGAGAUAAUCACUAUCUGUUUGCGUGAAACAAAGUGCGACAGUGUAUUAUAGAGGUGUGUGUAUCGAUGGCUUCGUCACCGAAAUCUACGAACGGCAAUGCGCCUAAUAACAACGGCAACGGUCCCCUAGGGAAGCGGAAGAGGUCUCGCUCAAACAAGGGAUCCUACCUGUCGAAAUGGCUGGACAAAACCAUGCAGCACAUUCAGGAGGCGACCCCAAGUAUGGACACGUAUGACACCUAUAUUCCGAGUAUGAAUUGGCCGAAUACUUCGCAGUUCGCUCCGGGCUACGAUCCUUGCAGGUACAAUAUGUACGGAUGCACGCCUGAGCCAAUGUCGCUGCCCACACUGCCGACGUACUACAAUGGCAAUCACAUGUACAACCCUGACUACCGCUACAUGCAGCACAAAAGUGUUCAAGUACAGCGGCCGCGGCGGAGGCGGAGCGAGCAUAAGGCUGAGGAAGUGCACAGUACUCCGAACGCCACUCCCAACGGUACCCUCAGCUAUUUGCAACCAAAGAAUUUCACAGAUAACCAGGAUUAUGCGAGUCUGCCGCCAAUAGUUACGUCAGUAGGUGACACAAACUCCAAUAGUGAUGUGAAUACUAAUGAGAAGGAUGAUGGUAGCAACAAUCGGCGGUACAGUGACCCGUGUGUGAGAGGUCUGCCUGAUGUAGCCCGGCCUACUAAUGGAGAAGUGGACUCUGCAUCGGAUUCUGGUUCUGAUCUCUCUGGGAGUCAAGUUGGCAGUCGCCUGCUGACUUGCCUUCUAGACCAAAUAGCUUCACUUAAAAUGGCAAAUGAAAGACUGAAUAAAGAGCUGAUGGAUACAAGAGCGGAGUUGGACGCAUUCAGGCAGCAGACCAUUUUCCACAAAGGCUCGAGCUCAAGUAUUGGGGCCACACCCAACCAUUCUCCACUAAACAGCAAUGGUAUGAUAGGCGGUCAGUACGGGCCGGGGUUCGUGACGGACGUGGUACGCGAGAUCAGGGAAGCGGCGCGUGCGCGGGAAGAGGCGCUCUACUCAAGAGUUCGGGCUAUGCUCAUGGACCGCACUGAUAACAGCUUGGCAUCGCCAGAGGCGAAAUCCGCGGAAAAAUCUCUUGAAGAGAUCAAGAGUUCUCUACGAGCAUCGGAAGCGGACAAACGUCGCAUGAUGGAUCGUAUCAUCAAGUUGGAAGACGAACUCAGACUCCUCAGAGUCACUAAUGGACUAGAGUCGAGCGUGACGAACGGCAACAUGGAGGACGCGGAAACGGAGCGGCUGCGCCUGCGCAAGGACGUGGCGGACAUGCGCAAAGCCAAGCAGAACGCCGAGGACCACGCCCUUAAACUCGAACGACUAGUAACCCAGCUCCGCUCAAAAUUCAACGGUCUGCAGAUCACCAACGGACCUGACUCCCUCCCAAGCGAACCGGAGCACGAAUCCAGGGCCCGCAGAUCGAGUGUCAACUCCACCAACAACUCAACCGUCGUGUUCGGACCAGUGACGGACUUGUAGCGAAUGGAACUCGGGCGAGUAGCCUGUGUGCUUGCUACGGACCUAUUCUGGUCUGUAUUGUAUAAGGCUUUUGGGACUAAGCAUUGUAUCAUUUGGUCUUAAGACUUUCAUGGCCAGGGUUGCCAGUUUGGGGUUUUUCCGCUAGUUUGGAGGAAAAAAUAACUUUUU